AUGUGGCUGCAGCAGCGGCUGAAGGGCCUGCCGGGGCUGCUGUCCAGCAGCUGGGCGCGUCGGCUGCUGGCCCUGCUGGCCUUCCUGCUAGUCGCCUCCUGGUACCUGGGCGGCGCCUGGCCUCGCCUGCUGCUCCGCCUGCGGCCCGGGGGAGCCUCGGGGGCCGCCGCGGGGCUGUGCCUGCAGGCCGAGACCCGCGCCUGGCGGAAGGGAGACGCUCGGCUGCUGGGGGAAGGCCCUGGCCAGACUCCCCCAGGGCUGGUGGGCAACGGGCACCUGCUGCUGGAUGCCCAGGCCAACCGCCUCUGGGUGGCCCCUAUGGGGGGACCGGCUUGGCCCACCGACUACGGGCCCUUGGCCCAGCUGCGGGGCCCGGCUGGGGCUGAGAGCGAGGCAGGGGCGUCCGCCCUGCUGCCCAAGGAAGGGGCCUUCCGGAGAGUCCGCUGCAUCCAGCCUGGGGGUCCCGGAGGGGCUUGUGUGACCGUCCGGGAGGAGCUGCUGGCCCACCGGGGACGCCCCCAUCUCUAUUUGCAGCGCCUGAGCGUGGACAACCCCACCGACCGGCUGGUGGCUUUGGAAGUGACCGGUCCGUCUUCCUCGUCCUCUUCCUCGUCCUCCUCCGGCCGUUCUUUCGUCACCAGCCUGGAGAAAGCGGGCGACCGGCAGUUCUUCCUGUCCUCGGGCCGGGCGCUGCAGCCGGCCGGAGAGAAGUUGGUGCUGGUUGUGGUGGCGGCCAAGAAGCUGGUCAGCCGGGUGCAGGUGGCGCCGAAGUCGCGCUUCGAGGAGACGCUGGUGUCCGUGGUGCUCAGCUCGGAGCCCAUCGAGGCCGCCCAGCUGGACGAGACCUUCGGGCGGCUGCGGGAAGCGGCCAAGAAGGAGAUGAUGGAGGUGCUGCCCCUGCGGACCGAGGAGCUGGUCCAGGAACACCGACGGGCGUGGGACCAGCUGUUUAUCUCAGGUGUGGAAAUGCGCAAGAUUACCGACGCUCACACCCCCUCCAGCGACACCGUCAACCUGACGCUCUACUUCGUCCUGUCCACCACCCCGGCUCCCCUCCUGGACCCCCACAUCAGCCCCGAGGAGGAGGAGAAAAUGGAAGCCACUUUGAACUACGCCGACCACUGCUUCAGCGGCCACGCCACCAUGCACGCCGAGAACCUGUGGCCCGGGCAGCUGUCCACCGUCCUGCAGGUCUUGCAGCUCUCCAACCUGUGGAAGCUGACGCUGCAGAAGCGCGGCUGCAAAGGCCUGGUGGCGGCCGGGGCUCACGGCCUCAUGCAGGGGAUGGUGCUCAGCUUUGGCGGGCUGCAGUUCACCGAGAACCACCUGCAGUUCCAGUCGGACCCCGAGGUCCUCCAGAACAGCUACUCUCUGCGGGGGAUCCAUUACAACAAGGACCUGAUCAACCUGGCCGUGUUGCUGGACGCCGACGGGAAGCCCUUCCUCCACGUCUCGGUCAAGUUCCAGGACAAGCCAGUGAAGCUGUACGCCUGCGAGGGCGGUUGCUCCAACGAUCCCGUGGAGCUGACCUCCCAGGUGCACGGCCACACCUUCCCCGUCAUGGUGACGCAGCCCAUCACGCCGCUGCUGUACAUCUCCACCGACCUGGUACACCUUCAGGACCUGCGCCACACCCUCCACCUCAAGGCCAUCCUGGCCCACGAAGAGCACAUGGCCAAGCGCUACCCGGGCCUCCCCUUCCUCUUCUGGUUCAGCGUGGCCUCCCUCAUCACCCUCUUCCACCUCUUCCUCUUCAAGCUCAUUUACAACGAGUACUGCGGCCCCGGGGCCAAGCCUCUCUUCCGAAGCAAGGUCUAAGGCUCGGCUUGACAGCCAAAGCAGGGUCCCGGCUUCCUCGGGGUGUGUUUGUGUGUGUGUGUGUGUGUCAGCUUCUUCUCUCUGACAUCAGCCCUGGAAGCAGGGCACAUCUGUAGGAGCCGAGGACAUCUUUGGAAGAAGCCAGCCUUUGUGCUGUGUGUGUGUGUGUUUGCACACCUGUGCACCAGUCUACUUAGUCGUUUGCCUUUUUGGAAGAUAAGCUCUCGAGGAGGAGGGGGGGGAGGCUGAUAAAAGGGCCAGUGAAAAGUAAAAGUUCUUCUACCAAAAGGAUGCAGGGGUGUUGUGUUGGGGUGCUGUUUGGAAAAAAAAGGGUUGAUGGGCAGUGUGAUUGAUGGGGAAGCUGGCGUAGGGGUGCCGGGGCUGACACUCCAAGGGUUAAGCAGGGGCCUCACUGUUUACGAGUAACCCUGAAAUGAAGGAGUAGGGGGGGGAUGCUUUUUUGGGGGGUGGGGAAGCUUGUCACGCGUGAUCUGACUGUACCCACAAAGUGUAGCUUUAUGCGGAG
Thamnophis sirtalis is the source of this 2344-nucleotide messenger RNA. RefSeq names its product KIAA2013 ortholog. Lineage: Eukaryota; Metazoa; Chordata; Lepidosauria; Squamata; Natricidae. The record is from RefSeq and is a predicted model, not a curated record.